Molecule: messenger RNA, 1269 nt
Organism: Strongyloides ratti
Lineage: Eukaryota; Metazoa; Nematoda; Chromadorea; Rhabditida; Strongyloididae
Product: Glycosyl transferase, family 25 and Glycosyl transferase, family 14-containing protein
Exons: 4
Coding region: 1-1269 (422 amino acids)
Cellular component (GO): membrane
Molecular function (GO): glycosyltransferase activity
Source: RefSeq, a predicted model, not a curated record
AUGUUUAUAAUAUUUUUAAUUUUAUAUAACUGUACUCUAGUAAUUUGUAAUAGUACAUUUAAUUUAAAUUCUCAAUGGAAUCCUAAUAAUAUGAAAUUAAAAUGUGAUAAUUUAUUUAAAAAUAAAAAUGGAUAUAUUAAAAAGAUGGUAUUAAAAAGGUAUGGAGAAAUAUUUAUUCCAAGAAAUUUAUCUAUGAAUUGUAAAGAUAUCAAAAGUCGUGGUUAUUAUUCUACUAAAGCUUAUUCUAAUAAAGAAGAAAAGUUUCCAAUUGCAUUUGCUAGAAAUGUUCAUAAGGAUUAUGCUGUUGUUGAACUUAUGUUACUAGCUUCAUAUGCUCCACAAAAUCAUUAUUGUUUUAAUGUUGAUAUAAAAAAUGUUGAACUUUUAAAUAAAGUUAAACAAUUAGCACAUUGUUUUGAUAAUGUUUAUGUUGCUGAAAAACAAUAUGAUAUGAAUAGUUCUGGAAAAGGAGGUGUUAAAUCACAUUAUGAAUGUAUGAAAAAAUUAAUUAAUAAAAAUUGGAAAUAUAUUUUACUUUUACAGACUGAUGAUUUAUUAAUAAAGACUAAUAGAGAACUUGUUGAUAUAUUAACAACUUUUAAUGAAAAACCAUUAUUUACAUUACAUCGUCAUCCAACACAAUGGCAAAGAUAUGAUUAUAAUAUUUCAUGGUCAUAUAAAAAUAUAAAAAUUUUUCAUAAAGAUGAUCCAAAAAGAAAAAAUAAAAAAUUAAUGGAAAAAAAUAUAAAAAUUCAUGUUGGUUUUGUUGGAUCAGCAUUCUCUCGACCAACCAUUGAAUAUAUUAUAAAAAAUUUAACAAUAGAAAAUUUUAUUAAUAUGACUGAUAAAGAUUAUUAUGGUGUUGAUGAAAUUGUUUGGCCAACAUUAUUAUUAAAUAAUCCUCUUUUAGUUCCUAAUAGAAUAGAUCCAUCAUGUAUAAAAAAAAUUUUAAAUGAUGGUGAUAUAAUAAAAUAUGUUAGAAGAUUAAAUCCAUCUGAUAUUUUAGCAUGUAAAUCACAUUCAUUACAUCAUUCUAUAUGUGAUUUAGGAAUAGAAAAUUUAUCAGAAUUAAUGUCUACUCCAAAUAUAAUUGCUUACAGGAUACGACCACAAUUUGAUUAUGGAGCAUUUUAUUGUUGGGAAGAAUUUUUAUACAAAAAAAUGCAUUCAAAUAUUUAUAGAAAACAAAUUCCUUUAAUAUAUCGUAAUCGUGGUACACCUUUUUAUGGAAAAACAAAUAAGUAUAACAAACCAAUAAAAUGCCGAUAA